Messenger RNA from Malus domestica (apple), 1314 nucleotides. RefSeq names its product acetylserotonin O-methyltransferase-like. Gene Ontology annotation, biological process: methylation. Lineage: Eukaryota; Viridiplantae; Streptophyta; Magnoliopsida; Rosales; Rosaceae. The record is from RefSeq and is a predicted model, not a curated record. Gene Ontology annotation, molecular function: protein dimerization activity; S-adenosylmethionine-dependent methyltransferase activity; O-methyltransferase activity.
AUAGCCGAAGAGACACAGACAUAGAGAGAUGGAGGAUAAUCAAAGUGUGUUAACAUGGGAAGAGGAAGAAGAACAUGUGAAGGUGGAUGUAUGGAAAUAUGUGUUCGGGUUCGUUGAAAUCGUAGUGAUAAAAUGUGCUAUUGAGCUCGGGAUAGCUGAAGCAAUUGAAACCCGUGGAAGCCCCAUGACCCUCUUAGAGCUCUCUUCUGCUUUAAGAUGCGAUCCUUCUCACAUUUACCGCAUCAUGAGGGUUCUAGUACAUCUCAAAAUAUUCAAAGAACAAACCACAAUCCAAUUAGGCUCCAAAAGUUAUGCACAAACACCUUUGUCCCGCUUAUUAUUGAAAUCUGGAGAAAAUAGCAUGGCGGAACUGAUCUUGCUGGAGAGUAGUCCGACAAUGUUGGCACCAUGGCACAGCCUAAGUUCCCGAGUUCAAGGAAAUCUUAGGAAUCCAGUGUUUGAGGAACUACACGGUAAGGACCUAUGGAGCUUUGGCGUGGCCAACCCUGAUCACAACAAACUCUUCAAUGAAGCAAUGGCUUGUGAUGCAAGGUUGGCUGUGCCUGCAUUGGUUAAAAGCUGUGUAAAGGUGUUCAAAGGGGUUGGCACACUAGUAGAUGUGGGAGGGGGUAAUGAGACUACAUUGCGCUUGUUGGUUGAGGCUUGUCCUUGGAUUCAAGGCAUCAACUUUGAUCUUCCUCAUGUUGUCUCUGAUGCUCAGAAGCCUGACCGCAUUGAAUAUGUUGGAGGCAACAUGUUUGAUUGUGUUCCGAAGGCUGAUGCUAUAAUUAUCAAGUGGGUUCUUCACGACUGGGGAGACGAUGAUUGCAUCCGUAUCCUGAAGAAGUGCAGGGAAGCUAUUCCUAUAGACAAAGGGAAGGUGAUCAUCGUAGAAGCUGUUAUUGACGAAAAAGAUGAGAAAGCAAACUCAAAGUUAAAAAAGGCGAGACUGAUGCUGGACAUGGUGAUGAUCGCCCAUACUGGCACAGGCAAAGAAAGGACCAUGGAGGAAUGGGAAUAUGUUCUUGGGGAGGCUGGCUUUAGUCGACACACAAUCACACCUAUUCAUACCAUCCAAUCUGUUAUUCAAGCUUUUCCUUAAAUUUAAAGAAUACAAUGUUAAGGGUGUGGAUUUGUAUUCUCAAAUAAGUGUUUCCUUGUAUUUUUCCAGUUACUUUGUGGUGUUUUUCCUGUUGAAACUUGUAAGAUUGUCAAAAUUGUUAAGUUAAUUACCUAUUACUCUUGCUUUGUGUAACCUGUAUGUAGUGUUUCGAAGAUUGGCAAUAAAUUUUAUGAAAUGAGUUGUGGCUGCUA